Molecule: messenger RNA, 960 nt
Organism: Rhinichthys klamathensis goyatoka
Lineage: Eukaryota; Metazoa; Chordata; Actinopteri; Cypriniformes; Leuciscidae
Product: guanine nucleotide-binding protein G(I)/G(S)/G(O) subunit gamma-4
Exons: 3
Coding region: 337-564 (75 amino acids)
Biological process (GO): G protein-coupled receptor signaling pathway
Cellular component (GO): heterotrimeric G-protein complex
Molecular function (GO): G-protein beta-subunit binding
Source: RefSeq, a predicted model, not a curated record
GAUGCGCGCGAAUGAACCGUCUGAUUUCUUAAAGGCGCAGUGACACCUGCAUCCUCCUCGCGCGCCGCGUUUGUGCGUCACAUCGAGGUUCCCCUCCUCACAUCCCAUGAACCGACACCGAAUCAACCAGCAGAGCAGAAACCGGGGAAAUACUCGACGUUUGACGGCGUUCGGCGGAUGCACGCGAGCGGACGGUGACCGUUUGUGUGUGAGGUGUGUGUUGCAGGUUUUUCCUCGUCGCGUUCGGGUGGAGUCGAGCCACAUACUGAAGUCUGACCACUGACACACUCCAGGUGGGUGUUAACACGCGUUCCUGUGCCUCCCCAGGACUCAAUCAUGAAGGACGGCAUGGCCAAUAACAGCACCGCCAGCAUCUCUCAGGCCCGGAAAGCCGUGGAGCAGCUGAAGAUGGAGGCCUGCAUGGACAGGAUAAAGGUGUCGAAGGCGGCGGCGGAUCUGAUGGCGUACUGCGACGCACACAUACGAGAGGACCCGCUCAUCGUCCCCGUCCCGGCCUCCGAAAACCCCUUCAGGGAGAAGAAGUUCUUCUGCACCAUCCUCUGAGGAGCCGGCCCCGCCGUGAGCUUUACACGUCGAGCUGAGUCUGAGCUCGAGCUCCUGAUGCUCCAUCACUCCUGGAGACCCGUGGGGGGUUCGGGAGGGGAGUCAAUUAACUGGCAACCCAGUCAGAGCGUCUCAUGUCUCGUUAACUAGGUUUGUUAUUGCUUCGUAAUUAGAGAACAGCCUUUCUCACUGCUUAUGGGAUGAGAGAGAUUGUGUGUGUGUGUGUGUGUGUUUCAUUUCGCCUCGUUUCAGGAUGUGAAGGCCUGACGUGGGGCGUUUUAUAAUGUUAUUUAGACUUUUUUUAUUAAACAAAGCUGUGUUUGAUAUGCACUGCGCGGUCAAACGUUUGGACACACUCAACAACAAAAAAAAAAAGCUUGUGCAUUAAAUAUUGAA